Chaetomium fimeti is the source of this 1740-nucleotide messenger RNA. Its product is annotated as glycerol kinase-like protein. Gene Ontology annotation, molecular function: glycerol kinase activity. Gene Ontology annotation, biological process: phosphorylation; triglyceride metabolic process; glycerol-3-phosphate biosynthetic process. The record is from RefSeq and is a predicted model, not a curated record. The coding region runs from base 1 to 1740 and encodes 579 amino acids. The transcript has 3 exons. NCBI's taxonomy places the organism in Eukaryota, Fungi, Ascomycota, Sordariomycetes, Sordariales, Chaetomiaceae. Gene Ontology annotation, cellular component: mitochondrion.
AUGGUCCACGUCCGAGAACUCAAUCCAGCACGGUUUGAGGAUGCGCUUGUCAAUGGCGGUCCCAGCCUCAACCUGGACGGCCUGUUGAUGAAGCCCACUGCCGCAACACCCAGGAGACUCCCCGACGACGCCGCCAACUUCCACCCGCAUCACGAGGUCCAUCUUCCCCAGGGGAUCAUCGAGACGGAAGAGGAAGAGAAGCAGCACUGGUUUGUCGGCAGCAUCGACCAAGGUACCACCUCCUCGCGUUUCCUCAUCUUCAACGGCGAGGGCGAUCCCGUUGCGAGCCACCAAAUAGAGUUUGAGAACCUGUAUCCCAAAUCAGGAUGGCACGAGCAUGACCCGCAAGAACUUGUCAGCUCGGUUGAGCAAUGUAUUGAAGAGGCUCUGCGCAAAUUUGCCGACCUAGGCCACUCCAAGUCAGACAUUCGCUCAAUUGGCAUCACCAACCAGCGCGAGACGACAGUAGUGUGGGACCGCUUCACCGGCGAGCCCCUGCACAAUGCCAUCGUCUGGCCCGACACCCGGACGGGUGCCCUUGUGCGCGAAUUGAAGUCGCGCGACGGGUCGGAAAGCUUGAUGGACCUCUGCGGCCUGCCCCUUUCGACGUACCCCAGCAGUGUCAAGUUGCUCUGGCUCCUUCGCAAUGUCGACUCCGUCAAGCAAGCAUACGAAGAAGGCCGCCUUGCCUUCGGCACCGUCGACUCCUGGCUCAUCUACAAGCUCAACGGCGGCGCAAAAGCCGAGAAGCCCGUCCACGUCACCGAUAGCACCAACGCUAGUAGGACCAUGUUUGUCAACCUCCGCACCCUCCAGUACGACGACAAGCUCCUGGGAUUCUUUGGGAUCGACAAGUCCAAGAUCCAAUUACCCAAGAUCGUUCCGUCUUCCGACCCGGAAUGUUUCGGCAAGAUCGCCAGCGGCCCGCUAAUCAAUGUGCCCAUUGCCGGGUGCCUGGGGGACCAGUCCAGCGCCCUGGUCGGCCAGUGCGGCUUCAGCCCAGGGCAAGCCAAGAACACUUAUGGCACCGGGUGCUUUCUCCUGUACAACGUCGGCACCGAACCCGUCAUCUCCAAGUACGGGCUCCUCGCCACAGUGGCUUACGACUUUGGCGGCGGCCAAAAACCUGUGUAUGCCCUCGAGGGCAGCAUUGCCGUCGCCGGCUCCGGUGUCAAGUUCCUCAUGAACAACCUCGGCUUCGUCGAUGAGUCGAGCGAGAUCACCUCGCUGGCGGAAUCAGUACCCGAUAACGGCGGCGUCGUCUUCGUCACUGCCUUUAGCGGGCUCUUUGCGCCGUACUGGAUAGACGACGCCAAGGGAACUCUGUUUGGCAUCACCCACCACACGAACAAGGGCCACAUCGCCCGUGCCACUCUCGAAGCAACCUGCUACCAGACCCGCGCCAUCCUCGAUGCGAUGGAGAAGGACUCACAACACAAGCUCGAGUCGCUCGCCGUUGACGGCGGUCUCUCCAACUCGGACCUGUGCAUGCAAACCCAGGCCGACAUCACCGGCAUCCCCGUCGAUCGCCCCGCCAUGCGCGAAACGACAGCCCUUGGCGCUGCCAUCGCCGCAGGCCUGGCCACGGGUGUGUGGCGAACGCUGGAGGACCUCAAGGAGGUCAACCGCAGUGGACGCAAAAUCUUCCAGCCGCAGAUGGAGAAGGCCAAGGCCGAGGGGAUGUUCAAGAGAUGGGAGAAAGCUGUCGAGAUGAGCAAGGGGUGGGUCCAAGAAGAUUAG